AUGUCUCUGCGUCGACAUGCGCGCGAAGCCCUUGCUACACCCUCCGGAUACUCCGAGUCCUUACUCUUUGAACCGACGCCAUACGACUACGACGAGAUACCUGCACCACGACACGCACCAUCGGAGCAUACACUAUCCUACGCGGAUUAUCGGCCCGCGUCGCGUAAUACAGAACGCACGCUGCGACGGCCAAUGGCGCCGGAGCCUUACACCGUCUCCGGUGGUCCUUCGCAACCAGCGUCGUCAAGCUCGGGCUCUGAAGUGCCUGCCACUCCGCGAGACUGCGAGUCAUUAGACAAUAUCUGGGACCAAGUACGACACCGCAAGGUGCGGGAGCUUCAAGGCCAGCCGAGCAAGGUCGCCUCACUUCGAACAUACUCUGGAAGCACCCCACAAGACCGUGGUAGUGACCCACGCAAGGCUGGUCCUGUCCCGCGCUCGCCCGUCCCGCGUCCCGUGCAGCUCGGUUCGCCUGCACCAAGGCCAGUGCAACUCAAUUCACCCGCCCCACGUCCUUUGCAUCUCGGCUCUCCGGCACCCCAUCCACCCCACCUCGAGAUACCCAGCUCUAUAACUCGGACGGAUUCUCACCGGCGGAGGAGGCAGACCGAUGGCAUCGUUCAUUUCGAAGAUUCCGCAGAUGGUCAAUGGGUCAUUGCCACCUUCAUGUUGGGCGUUCCGAAGCGGGAUAUAGACGCGUCGUUCAAGGCCGAUAGGUUCACCGUCAGCUGGCACACAGUACACGAGACGGAGCGCGUUGAACGCCGCACGGUGUACCGUGAACGCGAGGAGAAGCAUCAUAGUCGGACUAUACAAGUCCCAGAGAAGACGAAGUUCGAAGACAUUAAAGCAUCCUAUCACCCGAGCGACGGGCGGCUGAUCAUCAAGUAUCCGAAAGCCCGCGCGGUGCGCGCUCGGUCACACCUCAACCAUUAA
Molecule: messenger RNA, 936 nt
Organism: Peniophora sp. CBMAI 1063
Lineage: Eukaryota; Fungi; Basidiomycota; Agaricomycetes; Russulales; Peniophoraceae
Source: the annotation of a GenBank genome assembly